This is a messenger RNA of Acanthoscelides obtectus, 210 nucleotides long. Lineage: Eukaryota; Metazoa; Arthropoda; Insecta; Coleoptera; Chrysomelidae. The record is from the annotation of a GenBank genome assembly.
AUGAAAGUUCCUAACGAUUUCUUUACUUUCCCAAAAAUUAAAAACAGACUGCGUGGUCAAAGGUUCCGGUCACCAGAAGAAGCAGUUGACGCAUUCAAAAAUGCCGUUUUGGAUCUGCCAGCAAACGAGUGGAAUAAGUACUUCGAAAAUUGGUCCGAGCGCAUGCAGAUGUGUAUUAAUUUUCGUAGAGAAUACUUCGAAAAACAAUAA